Aureococcus anophagefferens is the source of this 774-nucleotide messenger RNA. RefSeq lists its product as hypothetical. The transcript has a single exon. Bases 1 to 774 code for a protein of 257 amino acids. NCBI's taxonomy places the organism in Eukaryota, Pelagophyceae, Pelagomonadales, Pelagomonadaceae. The record is from RefSeq and is a predicted model, not a curated record.
AUGCGCGGUCCUCUGUCCAUGGCCGACGUCGAGGCCUUUCAGCGCGACGGCGUCGUGGUCCUGCGCCGCGCCUUCGACCCGGCGCCGUACGCCGGCGCCGCGGUCGACGAACUGAAUUGGAACAUGGAGCAGGAGCCGGGGAAGCGGCGCUACCAUCUCAUCCGCGCCGGCAGCGCGCGCUUCGACGUGAAGCGGGAGUGCCCGCGCGUCCACGCGGCCGUCGCCCAACUCGUCGGCGGCGACGCGCGCCUCGCGGCGCCGCUCCGCGGCUUCCGCGCCUGCGUGGCGCGCACGGCGGGCGGCGAGGAGACCAAGGAGGAGGACCACCGCGAUUGGCACGUCGACGGCUGGCACGAGCCGCACUCGCGGCGGUCCGGCGCCGUCGGCCUCGUCGUCUUCUGGCUGCUGACGGACGCGCCGCCCGGCGCCGGCGGCACGGAGUUCGCCCUCGGGUCGCACCGGGCCGUCGCGCGCCUGCUGGAGCAGGGCGACCUGCCGGCGCGCGCGCUCCACGGCUUUGACGCCGUCGGCGACGAGCGCGAGCUCGUGCCCGCGCUCCUGCGCCGCGCGGAGACGCGCUCGCUCGUCGGCGCGGCCGGCGACGUCGCGCUCGCCUCUCCCCUGCUGCUCCACCGCGGCGGCGCGAACGCGCUCCCGGGGCACGCGCGCGUCCUCGCGAUCUCGUGCUGCCCGGUGGACGAGCUGCGGCCGGGCGGCCGCGCGCCCGUCGAGGCGAGCCUCGCGCCGCGGCGCGCGCGAUGCGCCGUGUCUUAG